Messenger RNA from Alternaria atra, 942 nucleotides. RefSeq lists its product as uncharacterized. The record is from RefSeq and is a predicted model, not a curated record. The transcript has 3 exons. Bases 1 to 942 code for a protein of 313 amino acids. NCBI's taxonomy places the organism in Eukaryota, Fungi, Ascomycota, Dothideomycetes, Pleosporales, Pleosporaceae.
AUGGUUUUUGAACUGCCAUUUACCGUGGCCAACCUUGCGCUCUUCGGUAUCGCAUCGCCAAACCUAUAUCGCACUAUCUUGUGGAGAGUAGGAGGCGAGCUGGGCUUUAACUCGAAACCAAGCACAGUUCUAUACGCGGCUGCAAAUUAUAGACCUGUGGACACACCUUUAGUGUGGAGUGGCUUCAACACCCAAUAUCACCUCGUAAUCGGCGUAGUAUGCAUGUUCUUCUGGCUCGUCAAGACAACGCUAUGGCUCCUCAAAGUCUUCUUCCCGAUCCUCUCGCUCCUCCUUCACAUUGCACUCAUGGCUCUAUGGGCCUACGGCAUCCACAUCCAAACCGCACCCGACACCAUCGACCCGACGCAUACCAAUAACGGAGCGCCCUGGUACAUUACCAAGAGCUGUAACAUUGUAGAUGACAAGCACAUCAAGAGCUACUGCAUGCAAGCGAAGAGCAGUUUCGCCGUCAGUAUCAUCAUGCUCACCAUCUACGCCGUCUUCGUCGUCCUAUCAGUCUACUCCCUCAUUCCAACCACGGCGCAGAAACAAGCCCACGCGGCGCGGAAAGCAGAAAAGAAAGCCGAGAAGGAGAAAUGGGCUUCCUCGCCCUACGACAACGAGAUGACCGCCGAGGAACAAUGGCAACACAUGUGGGAACUCCAGCAACUACCUCGUACACCCGGUACCGUUGGCGGCAUGAAGUCGCCAAUGACACCACGGACACAAGCGUUCAAUAACCUUGGUGGCGAGGAGGCUGGGUACGGAGGAGGAGGAGGAGGCUAUUACAGCAAUGUGCCUGCUGGAGGUAACGCAUGGUAUGGGCCGCCGCAGCAGCAGCACGGGUCCAUAACGAUUAGUCCGGUGAUGGAGCAGGAUGAGUAUUACUCGCCGCAUGAAGGCAAAGGGAAGGCGCCGGGCUGGGGCGGUAACGCUUAUUAG